AUGUCAUCUGCUUCAGAUUUAGCAAAAGCUCAAUAUUUAUUGAAGCUACUGGGAAAACGAAGGGUUCAAGUAACAACAGAGAUUGAAGAGGAUAGUUCACAAUUUGAUUUGAUGAUAGAUAUGACUGAAAACGGUACAAAUUUUGAAGAAGAGCUACUUACAGCAACAACUGAAGAACAAAAAAGAACUGAAGAUACUGUGAAGGGAAUUUAUGAUGAUUUAAUUGAAGAAGGUAGAGUGCCACAUUUACUCAAAGAUAAACAUGAGAAAUAUUUAAAUGCUGCACUAGGUCAAUUACCACCUGCCUUCAAGGGACUUGAUGCUUCGCAGCCUUGGAUUUAUUAUUGGGUUAUAAACUCCAUGAAAUUAUUACAAUUGGAAGUAUCACAAGAUGUUAAAGAUCAAACAGCUCGCAAACUUUUAGGUUUACAGCAUAAAGAUGGUGGGUUAGGUGGUGGUGUUGGUCAAAUAGGACAUGCUGCUGCUACGUACGCGGGAACUUUAGCUUUGACCUUAUUAGAAGAUGAGGAAACUUGGAAUAAGAUUAAUCGUGAUCAGUUGUAUAAAUGGCUAUUAUCUAUCAAACAAGAUGAUGGUUCUUUUGUCAUGCAUCUUGGUGGUGAAAAGGAUACAAGAGCUGUUUAUUGUGCCUUGGUUAUUGCUAGUCUUUUUGAUCUUUUAACUCCAGAGCUAACCAAAGGUACAGCCGAAUGGCUUGCUAAAUGUCAAACGUAUGAAGGUGGUUUUGGUGGUGUACCAUAUGAUGAAGCACAUGGUGGUUAUACUUUCUGUGGUGCAGCCGCUCUUGUAAUACUAGGUAAAGAUGUAUUCACAAAGACAAUUAAUGUUGAAAAAUUGGUUAAAUGGACAGUUGUUAGACAGUUAAGACUUGAAGGUGGAUUCUCAGGUCGUUCAAAUAAAUUAGUUGAUGGAUGCUAUAGUUUCUGGGUUGGUGGACUAAUACCCAUCUUUGAUAUCUUCUUAGAUCAUGAAACAGCUUCAAGAGCAGGAUUACAAAACUAUAUAUUAGGUUGUUGUCAAAAUGAGCAAAUGGGUGGAUUAAGAGAUAAACCUGGGAAAUAUCCUGAUUUUUAUCAUACAAAUUAUGUUCUUCUUGGAUUAACAGUGGUACAAAACAAAUUCAAAUCUGAUGAUUUUACGCCUUAUACCAUAUCUAGUGAACCAAGUGAUCAUUCAGUUGUUUCAGUGGAAGGUUGUGAUAAAUUAGAUACCAUCAAUCCAAUAUUUGGUCUUCCUAAAGGUUACGCUGAAAGAUUUCACUCCUUUUUCGCCACAAAAACAAAAUAA
Hansenula ciferrii is the source of this 1308-nucleotide messenger RNA. RefSeq names its product protein farnesyltransferase (gene RAM1). Gene Ontology annotation, cellular component: protein farnesyltransferase complex. The record is from RefSeq and is a predicted model, not a curated record. NCBI's taxonomy places the organism in Eukaryota, Fungi, Ascomycota, Saccharomycetes, Phaffomycetales, Wickerhamomycetaceae. Gene Ontology annotation, molecular function: protein farnesyltransferase activity. Bases 1 to 1308 code for a protein of 435 amino acids. Gene Ontology annotation, biological process: protein farnesylation. The transcript has a single exon.